AUGGUUCCUGGACAUGGCUCCGAGGGCCAUGACCCUCCGGUAAGGCAAGCUGCCCGCGGCCGUGCACACCGCAGUGAGAGCUCUGGCACAGCCGAAGCAGCCGAAGCCGAUGGGAGCAGGUUGGCAACCCGUGACAGUGAAGCCGCGCAGCCAGCAGCAUCUGGUUUGAGGCAGGCAGCACGCGGGCGAGCUCACCGGACAUCGGACUGUGAUGAGGAGUCUGGACUGGCCGCUGCCGGCAGGACGAGCGAAGCGGAGUCUCCGCCAGAGGCGGCACGCGGUGGAGCCCACCGGACCUCGUGUGACGAGGGCUUUGGCCAAGCGGAUGGCGGCAGGCAAUUACUUGCUGACCACGAUGAGCUUGAGCCAGCAGGUGUGAGGUGGCGUCAUGGCACAUACGUUUGCCUUUCAUGCCGUUAUAGUUCGUUGCAGCUGUAA
Messenger RNA from Symbiodinium sp. CCMP2592, 438 nucleotides. The record is from the annotation of a GenBank genome assembly. NCBI's taxonomy places the organism in Eukaryota, Dinophyceae, Suessiales, Symbiodiniaceae.